Molecule: messenger RNA, 3368 nt
Organism: Gavialis gangeticus (Gharial)
Lineage: Eukaryota; Metazoa; Chordata; Crocodylia; Gavialidae
Gene: CTTNBP2NL
Product: CTTNBP2 N-terminal like
Exons: 6
Coding region: 143-2089 (648 amino acids)
Source: RefSeq, a predicted model, not a curated record
UGCGCCAUCAAAAACAGCAACCGAUGGGGGCUAUCAGCCGACGAGGGCCAAAGUGGAGCUGCAUGUGAGAAGAAGACCCGGUUCUCAAGGCCGACGCAAACCAGCUGGGCAACUCGGCGGGGUGACUGGGCUGGACUACAAGAUGAACGGAGCUCUGGUCCACACCUGCUGGCAGACACGUUGUGAGACAUUGGUGAUCAGGAUGAAUCUGGAAAAACUGAGCAAACCAGAACUACUAACUCUAUUCAGCAUCCUUGAAGGGGAACUAGAAGCAAGAGAUCUUGUCAUCGAAGCCUUAAAGGCCCAGCACAAAGACACUUUCAUUGAAGAACGCUAUGGGAAGUACAACAUUAGUGACCCACUGAUGGCUCUGCAGAGAGAUUUUGAGAUGCUGAAGGAGGGAAAUCAUGGUGAAAAGCAGCCUGUCUGCUCCAACCCCUUGUCUGUCCUGAAAGUAGUGAUGAAGCACUGCAAAAACAUGCAGGAAAGAAUGCUGUCCCAGUUAGCUGCUGCAGAAAGCCGGCACAGAAAGGUGAUCCUGGACCUGGAGGAGGAGCGGCAGCGGCACGCCCAAGACACGGCCGAAGGAGAUGAUGUCACCUACAUGCUGGAGAAGGAGAGGGAGCGGCUCACUCAGCAGUUGGAGUUUGAAAAAUCCCAAGGGAAGAAGUUGGAGAAAGAGCAGAAGAAGCUGGCAAGCCAGUUGGAGGAGGAGAGGGCACGCCACAAGCAGCUGUCCUCCGUGCUGGUCCUGGAGUGCAAGAAAGCCACAGCCAAAGCAGCAGAAGAAGCACAGAAGGCAGGAGAGCUAAGCCUGAAACUGGAGAAGGAGAGGAGCAGAGUGAGCCGGCUGGAGGAAGAGCUGGCCUCCAAGAAGAAGUGGGGCUUGCAGAUGGAGGCACAGGUGGAGAAGCAGCUCUCAGAGUUUGACAUUGAGAGAGAGCAGCUGAAAGCUAAGCUGAACCGGGAGGAGAACCGGACCAGGGCCCUCAAGGAAGAAGUGGAAAACCUGAAGAAAGCCUUGAAGGAACUGGAGGCUUCUCACGGGGAUGGCAGCCCUGCUGACUGCUCGCAGCCAAGCCCCUCCACAGUCACCAGAGCUGUUGAAACCGAGAGCAGGUCGGUGAGGUCUGUGUCUUGCCAGACAGGCGGUGCUGAAGCAGACAAAGUCUCGCCCAUGGUGCUGCUGCCCAGCCCCGUCACACCUCCCUCGUCCUAUGCAAAAGCAAACGGGCACUGCGAUGCAGACAUGCAAGCAGGUAGCGAGCUACUGCAGGCCAGUGGGAAGGAGAUCCAGAAACCCACUGAGCCGGCCCCCGACAGCGCGGCUGAGAACGGAAGCUCCCCAGUGCGAACGGAGUCUCCGGUCCAUGUGACUGCACAGCUCCCUUCGUCUGGGGCAUCUGUGUCCCCCAGCAGCACCGCGGCCUCCUCCCUGACGCCCUCCCCAUGCUCCUCUCCGGUUCUCUCUAAACGCCUGGUGGGAGCUUCAGCGAGCAGUCCCGGCUAUCAGUCAUCUUACCAGGUGGGAAUCAACCAGCGUUUCCACGCCGCUCGCCAUAAAUUCCAGUCUCAAGCGGAUCAGGACCAUCAGUCCAGUGGGCUGCAGAGUCCUCCUUCAAGGGAUUUGUCUCCGACCCUUGCAGAUAACUCUGCUGCCAAGCAGUUAGCCCGCAAUACUGUCACUCAGGUCCUUUCCCGAUUCACCAGUCAGCAGGGGACUAUAAAACCAGUCUCCCCCAAUAGCUCGCCCUUUGGCACAGACUACCGAAAUCUGGCAAAUGCCGUGAGCCCCAAAAGUGAGUCUGGCCAUUCCCCAAACCCGGGCAAGGUCUCCAGCCCGCUGAGCCCGUUGUCUCCUGGAAUAAAGUCGCCAACCAUCCCCAGAGCAGAAAGAGGGAACCCCCCACCUAUUCCUCCAAAGAAGCCUGGCCUGGCUCAGUCCCCAGCCACUCCUGCCCCGCUAACCAAAACACUUUCCCAGGCGUCUUCUCUGGGCACCCCCAUGGACUUAGCAGGCAGCUGCUCUAACAACGCUGUCGUAGCAAACGGUAAAGACAUUGAGAUACUGCUGCCAACUAGCAGCUAGUCUCCAGAAGGUGUUGAGGUGACAUUCCAAGGCUCGGCAUCCUGGAGCUGAGACGUGCUCUCCCCACUUCGUGUUAUUUAUUUGGAUAGCAGCAGCCUCUGUCCAUGUCAUGCGUUUAAUAGGGUCCCUUUUUUUUUUUUCUUUUUUCAAAGUAGGUAGGAAAGGAUUUUUGCAUUGCUGUAUUAACAGGAACUAGAGCUAGAAGGUAGCCUCAAAAGGGGUCUCAUGGCAGGAGUCAGGUCAGUUGAGGAGGCAAGAAUCUCAACCCCGUGCCGGUCGCCGGCUAGCAACUGUCGUGGGACUGAAAGGCUCAUUUUAAAUUAUGCAGAAAUGACUUCACAGACUUUUACUCCAGAUGAACAUUGUAUAAAAAGUGCCUGAACAAAGCCUACAGUAUGAAUGUGGUUCUCUGCAACAACAACAAAAAAAACACAGAACGGGAGGGAGGAGGGGCAGGAAGACCAUCCAACUGCAGUGACGAGUUCCUCUGUGAAUCCUGAAUGUCUAAAACAACACUGAAACCAGUUGUUCGUAGAACAAGUCAGUAAGCCAAGUGCUACACGGUCACUCCUGAAAGGUGACUGCCGACUGGCCCAGAAGGCCAGGUUUGGCCCUGUGAGACCACCGCUCCUGUUGACCUCUCUGGAGGCGCACGGGAGCUACUUAUGGGAGAAUUUGGUCCUGAUACAGGCCAGAGAUCUUCCUUUCCUAGCUGGAGUUGUCCAAGUCCGGUGGGCGUAUGAAAUAGUCAGGGUGCCAGUUUUCCUUCAGCUUAAUAACUCCAUCCAAAGAUGUCUCGGUGUGGAUUCAAGUGUGAGAGAUGGCUUCCCGGCCUGUCACCUUCGACGUUAAAAUUCCUCACGCGUUCUGCUGUUGUGUGUAGAACUUCUGAGACCAGGAUCGUGCUAUUACUUGAUAAGCAUCUUGCUGUUACUUGAAAAGUGAAAUCUCUACCCCAUUCCAAACAGGUUUUUGCAACGGAAAGAUGGGAUCAGUACGAUGAUCAAAAGCAAUAAGUUAAGUUGCUCACUUUGUAAGCGUGCUACGCGGCAGACUGACACAGAUUUUUCUGACUAAUCGGGUUUGCAAUAGAGCCUUCACUGGCUGCAACCAUGGAACCAAAUUGUUAACUCUUUCAUAGAUAGAUAUGCAUAUAUAUGUAUAGGUAGGUGCCCGCGUGUACAUGUUAAACACAUAAUACUUAUAUAUAAAUCUUAGUCGGGUAUUAUUGAGGUUCUCCUUGCUUCGUAAAGGAAAGGUGGAAAUGCCUCGGGAUUGU